This is a messenger RNA of Pelobates cultripes (western spadefoot toad), 468 nucleotides long. NCBI's taxonomy places the organism in Eukaryota, Metazoa, Chordata, Amphibia, Anura, Pelobatidae. The record is from the annotation of a GenBank genome assembly.
AUGUCGGAUACUAUAUCCCACUUCAUCACUAACGCCAUAAUGGCGUCUAACUGUAACCCUGAGGUGUCCCGCCCUAAGGCCUCUGAAAAUAAGCCAAUAGCACAGGGCGGCCGUAAAGCCACCGCAAAGACCCACCAUGUGGGUGUGCAUGCUUCCAAAACUGAUUUUACGGACAGGUUGCAUCCUGUCAAUAUUGAGGUCGUGGGGCCCCCACGAAAAAGAGCCACCCGCCAAGCAAAAGCGGCACAGACAUGGAAAAGGGCAAAAGCCUUAACAGACUCGUCCGACUCGGAUUCGGAGGAGGUAUUGGAUGAGUCCGACGAGAUCGGCUUCAAUGAAUCAGAGGUUUCCUCCCCGUGCCAGAGCCCAACACGCAAAGCAAGCAUAACCACUGUAGAGAGCGCGGAUACAUACGCUAUCCUUUGCAGAACCCGAGGUCGGCAGAAUGGUUCCCGACCAAACAUGUAG